AUGGCUGGCCAAGCGCUCGCGAUUCUCGGCACUUUCAUCCCUUUAUCCUUUAUUGACUCUUGGCCUCCUAGACAUCCCUCAAACCCUCUGAGAGGCCCCAGCCACAAAGAAAAAGAGGUCUCGACUGUUUUCUUCGUUUUGCAAGAAGGCCAAUCACACGGCCGAAACCUGUCGUCUCCCGGCACUAUUACCAUCUUAAGCGGUAGGGGCCAGAUGGCCCCAAAUGGGUGCACCUUCCGGAUUGCGACUGGACGGGUCGAGAAAAAGAAAAACAAGAAAAACAAUAAGAAGAAGAAGGCCGAUGAGAAGUUGGCAGAUAGCGUCUCUAAGGAGGGUGGGAGGCAGAUGGCCCCAACCGGGUGCACGUUUCGCAUUGCAACUGGAAGGAUUGAAAAGAAGAAGAACAAAAAGAACAACAAGAAGAAGAAGACCGCUGACCAGAAGCUGACGGACAAAGUCUCGGAGAGCGUGUCAGCGAUACAGAUCGAAUAG
Molecule: messenger RNA, 492 nt
Organism: Fusarium fujikuroi IMI 58289
Lineage: Eukaryota; Fungi; Ascomycota; Sordariomycetes; Hypocreales; Nectriaceae
Exons: 5
Coding region: 1-492 (163 amino acids)
Source: RefSeq, a predicted model, not a curated record